Molecule: messenger RNA, 1731 nt
Organism: Moesziomyces aphidis
Lineage: Eukaryota; Fungi; Basidiomycota; Ustilaginomycetes; Ustilaginales; Ustilaginaceae
Source: the annotation of a GenBank genome assembly
AUGACACGCGGCGUGCACCACAUCGACACCGUGCCGGACAUCAUCCCGGCACGCGUCAACAUCCACCACCUCCAGCUGCGCGACCUCCUCCAGCCCACGGGCGUCAAGGACAACGUGCUCUUCGUCAGCCGCCUCCAGGUGGAGCAUGCCGACUUCUCCAACCCGCUCAAGCCGCCCUCGGUCUACUGCACCCUCGACUUUCAGCCAAAUUGCCUCACCACCGGUUCCGGCCUGCUCGCUGCAGGCGGCCAGCAUGGAGAGCUCGCUAUGCGCCCGUUGCAUCCGGCCUCCCUGCAGCGUCUCGAUCCCUCCUGCUCCGAACGCUCCCCUGCACCUUGGCUGCUUCGAACACCCACGGGCGGCUCCAUCAACAACGCCAUCUCCAUACAGCCCGACCUCAAUGCUCCCUCGUCCUCGCGCGCGUUUGCAUCCGCUGCGUCCCAAGCCUCGCCCACCGCCUCGAAGCGCGACGUGGUGGAUGCAGCGCCACAAGACACCUACUCGCCCUGGGCAAGGGACGAACCGUCCUCGUCCUACUCCUCCAACCACGCCCGUCCCGGACUGCUGUUCGGCGACGAGCAGAUGGAGUCCGAGCUCUCCCAGAGCGUGUUUGAAGAGCUCGCCGCCGCCUAUGGCUUCGACCCGGCCUCGGUCAAUCGCAGCUCCGCAUGGCGGCGUUCUUCUCCCGUGCGUGCUCGGCGCACCUCGUCCAUUCCGUCAUCCCUCGCAUCGGCCAUUGCGCCAAUCGCACCCAUCAAGGUGAUGGUGUCCAACAACGACCAGUCAAUCAAGCUCUACAAGCUGCGUCCGCCCAAGUCGAGCGCCGGCACGGAUGGACGCAUCGAGUCGGGUCUGCCCGGUCUAUCGCGCAACACCACGCUGCAUUUCCCCACAGCUAUCAAUCACUCUUCGCUGUCGCCCGAUCAGCGCACACUGAUUGCGGUGGGUGAUACACCCGAUGUCUUUAUCCACAGCGUUUCGAGGUCGGGCGAGCACGUUAAAGUGGCCACGUAUACUGCCUCUAGCGAUGCAUGUUUUAGCACCACCUGGUCACCCGAUGGCAGCAAAUUCGCAGUCGCCAGUCAGGACGGUGUUGUGUCGGUAUGGGAUGUACGCAGUAGUCGACGCUUAGCAGCGCUCACUACAAGUCAGGCAUCGAGUAGCAGCGGUAGUGGAGCAGCACGGGUGGUCAAGUUCUCACCAGAUGGAAGGUUCUUGGCCUACACGGAGCAUCGAAACUUCUUUCACGUUGCCGACACGGUAACGUUUGAAGAUGUACAAAGGGUAGCAGCACCCACCGUCGCUCCCGAGUCGAGCACAUGGUCAGAACGAAGAAUCCCCCUCACAACGAGUAUGGUCGACACGGAUCGAUUUCGAUUGCUAACUGGUCAAGAUGCAAUUGCGAGGGAUAGGGAAAGAAGAUCAAUGAUCCAUGCCACCUUUAUGCGCGAGUGGAACCGUGCCAUCAACUUGGUAGACCGUGGUCCCUCGUCCGACCAAAUCGCCACCUCAAGAGGCUCCAACUACUUUCCAGACCUCCUCAAUUGGUCCCCCACAUCAACAGCAACAUCAUCAACUCCACCAACAGCCAUGGCUGCUGGCGCAACAAACAUAAGCGGUCUCUGCUGGGACCCCGACUCCGAGGCCAUCUUUGUCGCAACCGAACGCGCAAUCGCCAAACACACUGUCGCCGACACUCGAAUCUCCGUAGCAAAUGCCACCCUCCUCUAG